Cololabis saira (Pacific saury) is the source of this 772-nucleotide messenger RNA. Its product is annotated as immunoglobulin kappa light chain-like. Bases 1 to 726 code for a protein of 241 amino acids. Lineage: Eukaryota; Metazoa; Chordata; Actinopteri; Beloniformes; Belonidae. The transcript has 4 exons. The record is from RefSeq and is a predicted model, not a curated record.
AUGAGGGACAACCUAGUGUUUUCUGGGAUUCCGGAGAAGCCUGAUGAAGAUCCUGAGCAAACCGUCCAGGAUUUCAUCAAAAGACACCUGAAACUUCCAGAAGACAUGGCAAACUCCAUCACGUUUCACCGCGUCCAUCGCCUAGGAGGAAGAAGAUCCGAAGCCCAGAGACCUAGACCCAUUGUUGCUAAAUUUGAACACUUUAAGCAGAAGGAACAGUUCCCCCAGGAUAUCCUGGAUCAUCGCAGAGUCCUCUUCCCGAUCCAGAAGAAGCUCAUGACGGAGGGAGCUCGUGCUGUCAUCACCGUGGACAAGCUGUACUCAGAGGUUUUUGUACGACGGUUUCAUCAGUUUGUAUCACUGUGGUGGACUUUUGGUGGAGGAACCAGACUGGAUGUUGGAAGUGAUGUCCGUCCCUCCCUGACAGUCCUGUCCAGUGGGGAGCUGCAGCAGGGGACGGCCACACUCAUGUGUCUGGCCAACAAGGGCUUCCCCUCAGACUGGAGUCUGUCCUGGAAGGUGGACGGCAGCAGCAGCAGCAGCAGCUGGGAGGAGAGCAGGAGCCCCGGGGUGCUGCAGGAGGACGGCCACUACAGCUGGAGCAGCACCCUGAGACUCCCUGCAGACCAGUGGACCAAGGCGCUCUCUGUGACCUGUGAGGCCACCCAGGGCUCCCAGACUCCAGUCUCAGAGACCCUGAGGAGAGACCAGUGCUCCCAGUCCUGACCUGACUCCCUGGGACUCUCAACCUGCUUUUACUCUUCUACUUCUC